This is a messenger RNA of Gastrolobium bilobum, 580 nucleotides long. RefSeq lists its product as uncharacterized. The transcript is spliced from 2 exons. Bases 166 to 567 code for a protein of 133 amino acids. The record is from RefSeq and is a predicted model, not a curated record. NCBI's taxonomy places the organism in Eukaryota, Viridiplantae, Streptophyta, Magnoliopsida, Fabales, Fabaceae.
CAUUCCUUCUAAUUUAUUUCACUUUCUUCAAUUCAUAUCCCUUAAUUUUGUCUUGUCGUUCCCCUUCAUAUACAUGAGUGUAGGAACAACAACAACAAGUCAACAACCACAACAGACAGUAGCAGUUAAAACACAAGCAGCAAGGAGGGGUUCGUUCAAGUGUGGAUGAUGGAGCGCCAAGAUCUUUCGCCACCACGCGUGGACACAUCUCGACCGUCCCUGGGCUUCCCUUUAGGAACUGCACUACUCUUGAUCAUAAUCUUCAGCUUGAGUGGCAUCUUCUCAUGCUGCUACCACUGGGACAAGUUCCGUUCAUUCCGUCAAUCUUUCUCGGAUCCCCACGAUGGAGACUCCCACACCCAAUCCUCACCCUCCAAAUCCAAGUUUGAUUCCACGGAAUUCAAGCAAAGCAAGGACCAGAGCUUGCCUGUGUUGAUGCCCGGCAAUGAGGUACCAACCUUCAUAGCCAUGCCUUGCCCGUGCCAGCCGUCACGGCCGGAGAAGAUCAUUGUCACCGUGGAGAAGCCACCGCCAAAACCACCGCGACUGCCGGUGCCUUUGUAUUAGGCUAUUAGCAACC